AAUAUAUCUCUAAGCGUGUGAAAGGCGUGGUCACUUGUACCCGUGUUCUGUGGGCUACAGCCCCUCGCGCACUGGAGUCUCAAAGGCUUGCACACUGUCGGCAACUGCAAACGUACGGCGGUUGCGGUCGCAGACUUGAUCGGAGCAGCGAGAUGCAAUUCGCUGUAAUAUCACUGGAUACGCAACUAUUUUGCAAUUUGGAGAUAUAUAUUAAUCUUUAUGAAACUUGCCCAUCGUAAAUUAUAUUAAAACUUGAACGUAGCAGAAAAUGUGAAUCAGUUAAGUUAGUUUAAGACAGGUGCUGCAUUGAGAAGAAAUCAUUUUGAUUUUAGAGGUGCAGGAAUAUUUUUUAUUAAAAAACAAACAAAAACAAAAAUGACACGUUAUUUAAAACCAGACACAUGUUCUGACAGUGAUUCAAAUGAGCGGAGACUAACGACUGGCACUAUUCAAGUUUAAAUUUGGCGUGGAACAAGAACAACGCGAAAAUGGAGACCUUUACACUGCCUGAUAUAUUCAGAAAUUCCACUGAUAUUUAUAAACUAUUGUGCGGACUGGGCAUCAAGAAUGAUUCGGACUGCGACAACGGAAUGGACUUUACGCAGGAGCCUAAAGAUAUCAACCAGACUGUCCGGAUCUUCCUCUACGUCCUGAUAUUCCUGCUGAGCAUUCUGGGAAACUCCCUCAUCAUCACCGUGCUGGUCCGGAACGGGCGCAUGCGCACCGUCACCAACCUGUUCCUGCUGUCGCUGGCGGCCAGCGACCUGAUGCUCUGCGUCUUCUGCAUGCCCUUCACCCUCAUUCCCAACCUCAUGAAGGACUUCAUCUUCAGCAGCGGCAUCUGCAAGGGAGCCAUGUACUUUAUGGGUGUCUCGGUCAGCGUGUCCACCUUCAACUUGGUGGCCAUCUCCCUGGAGCGGUACAGCGCCAUCUGCAACCCGCUGACCUCGCGUACCUGGCAGACCAAGUCUCACGCCGCCAAGGUCAUCACCGCCACUUGGGUGGUGUCCUUCAUCCUGAUGCUGCCGUACCCCAUCGCCAGCACCCUGGUGCCCUUCACCCGCUACAACAACAGCACUGGGAACAUGUGCAGGCUGGUCUGGCCCAGUGACAUCAUCCAGCAGUCCUGGUAUGUGUUCCUGCUACUGCUCCUGUUUCUAGUGCCAGGGCUGGUCAUGAUGACAGCAUAUGGUCUUAUUUCACUGGAGCUCUACAAGGGAAUUAAGUUUGAAAUGAACAACAGAAAAUCUAACAGGGAGAGAGGGGCCAGCACCAACGGCCUGAGGCCCGCGGACGGGGACGGCUGCUACCUCCAGCCCUCCAAGCGAAAGGCGGAGCUGCAGCAGCUGCAGGCGCAGCGGUCGCAGCGGCAGGGCAGUGACGGUGGCGGCAGCGGCAGCGGUGUUGGCGGGAGCAGCAAGGCCAAGCUGAGCCGCGUCAGCAGCAACAGCUCGGCCACCAACCUGAUGGCCAAGAAGCGCGUGAUCCGCAUGCUCCUGGUCAUCGUCUGCCUCUUCUUCCUGUGCUGGACGCCCAUCUUCAGCGUCAACGCCUGGCGGGCCUUCCACCGGCGCUCGGCCGACCGGCUGCUCUCCGGCGCGCCCAUCUCCUUCAUCCACCUGCUGUCCUACACCUCCGCCUGCGUCAACCCCAUCAUCUACUGCUUCAUGAACAAGCGCUUCCGCCAGGGCAUGCUGGCCACCUUCGCCUGCUGCUCCCCCCGGGGCGGGGGCGGGGUCCGCAGGGGGGCGGGGCCGCGCGCUCGCCGCGCCAACGGCUGCCUCUGCCGAGGCCCCGGCCCGGAGGAGGACGGCCACACCCACUCGGGCGGCACCCUCACCCGGUUCACCUACAGCAGCACCCGCGGCUCCGCCCAGGCGUAGCCCCACCUCGUUGUAAACCGCGCCCCCGCUGCCUUGCCCCACCCCCACCCCCUUGUGUAGGAGAGAGCCCAUUUCUUUAUUGUGAACUCACCCAUGCUGCAGCACACACGAUCCAAACCCAACCCCCCCCCGCCCGCACCCCUCCACCAUCACGCCCAUGCCCACCCCCAUGGCUUUCAAAAAUGCUGUUGGGACAGUACUAUGCGAACCUGGAUAACUCUAAGGAAGGACUGGGCAGAGAGCUGUAGAGGGACUGGAUCUGAGCUCUGGAUGUCUGAAGGGGUGCCAGGUCAGCCAGGACUGCCUCUUCACAAAGCUUUAAAGAGCUGCGCUACGCCUGAGAAGUGCUCAGCCGGUGGGUGUGCCGUUCACUCUUAGGAAUGAGCUUAAAGAAGCACAGCAGAGCUGCACACCAGUCAGAGUUACUCAGCCAUUCAGUGUUAUGUGUGUGUGUGUCGCUGUCAAAUGGACUAUCAGCUUUAUGUGUGUGCCACUGUCAAAUUAUCUCUCAGUGUUAUGCGUGUCACUGUCAUAUUAAUUCUGUGUUACACGUGUGUCUCUGUCAAAUGAACUAUCAGUGUUACGUGUGUGUCACUGUCAAAUUAACUCUGUCUUACGCGUCUCUGUCAAAUUAACUAUCAGUGUUACCCGUCUAUCUCUGUCAAAUUAACUAUCAGUGUUACUCUUGUGUCACUGUCAAAUUAACUCGGUGUUACACGUGUAUCUCUGUCCAAUUAACUAUCAGUGUUACACAUGUAUCUCUGUCAAAUGAACUAUCAGUGUUAA
Molecule: messenger RNA, 2669 nt
Organism: Anguilla rostrata (American eel)
Lineage: Eukaryota; Metazoa; Chordata; Actinopteri; Anguilliformes; Anguillidae
Gene: cckar
Product: cholecystokinin A receptor
Exons: 5
Coding region: 489-1883 (464 amino acids)
Biological process (GO): neuropeptide signaling pathway
Cellular component (GO): plasma membrane
Molecular function (GO): neuropeptide receptor activity; gastrin receptor activity
Source: RefSeq, a predicted model, not a curated record